CAUUUUUCAAACACCCGCAUUUUCAGUGCUACCAACAGACACAACCGAAAAGCGCCUGUGAAUUAUGACGUCGAGUUCUCUUUGCAAAUGGCUUUUUCCGGUGUAGCCAAGUUUUAGAUCGCCGUAAAAAGUUGUUUAAAGUGUCUAAUCAUGGGUGACUCUUUCGGCAGUUUUGACGAUGUGAGAGCAGUAUCCAAAAAUGUAGGCCAUACGAUCGCCGAUCUUCCAGAGAUCAAACUUUUCGGAAGAUGGAGUUGUGAUGACGUACUGGUUUCAGAUAUGUCACUAGAAGAUUAUAUUGCAGUAAAAGAAAAGUACGCAAAGUAUUUACCACAUUCAUCCGGACGGUAUGCUGCGAAACGGUUUCGUAAGGCACAGUGCCCGAUUGUUGAGCGACUUACCAACUCACUUAUGAUGCACGGACGAAACAAUGGCAAAAAACUAAUGGCGGUGCGGAUUGUCCGGCAUGCGUUUGAAAUUAUUCAUCUUCUAACUGGAGAAAAUCCUCUACAGGUAUUGGUUACUGCAAUAAUCAACUCGGGCCCACGUGAAGAUUCCACACGUAUCGGAAGAGCCGGUACGGUCAGAAGACAGGCUGUUGACGUUUCUCCUCUUAGAAGAGUAAACCAAGCAAUUUGGUUAUUGUGUACAGGAGCCCGAGAGGCUGCGUUCCGUAACAUCAAAACUAUCGCCGAGUGCUUAGCUGAUGAACUCAUAAACGCUGCCAAGGGUUCUUCGAAUUCGUACGCGAUUAAGAAAAAAGAUGAAUUAGAACGUGUUGCUAAAUCUAACCGUUAAUUUAAGUUUUUCAUCAUUUCUAUCUGCCACAUUUUAUAUGUUGUAGAAUAAAUAAUAUAACAUUAAUAAUU
Molecule: messenger RNA, 869 nt
Organism: Photinus pyralis (common eastern firefly)
Lineage: Eukaryota; Metazoa; Arthropoda; Insecta; Coleoptera; Lampyridae
Product: 40S ribosomal protein S5
Exons: 5
Coding region: 151-798 (215 amino acids)
Biological process (GO): translation; ribosomal small subunit assembly
Cellular component (GO): ribosome; cytosolic small ribosomal subunit
Molecular function (GO): structural constituent of ribosome; mRNA binding; rRNA binding
Source: RefSeq, a predicted model, not a curated record